AUGGAAUCUAGCCGAGUGCGUGCUACUCCAGCAAAAGACGCUGCUAGCUUUCAAGGCACAAGCCUGUCAAGACUGCCAAGGAGGAUAAGUACGUUGCUGGCGGAACUGAAGUCCGCGAGCAGCUCCGGGGACUUGAAGAUGGGAAGGAGGCUUCAUGCUGAGGCUGCCGAGAGCGGCGCCGACACACAUAUUUACGUAGCUAGCAGCCUGGUGAAUAUGUACGCGAAGUGUGGGAGCAUGGAGACUGCUCGGAGUAUUUUCGAUAAGAUGGUUCGGCACGAUGUUGUCUCGUGGACUGCGCUAAUACUCGGCUACGCUCAGAAUGGACAGGGGAAAGUAGCUCUCGAGCUGUUCGAGGCGAUGCAGUUAACAGGCUGUGCUGCUAAUGCUCAAGCCUUCGUAGCUGCGCUCAAAGCCUGCACAAGCCUCGCAGCAAACGAAGAAGCAAAGCAAGCUGAUGGGAGGCCUGUGAAGAUGGUAUCUCUGGAGAAGGGAAUCGCUCUUCACUCUCAGGCUGCCAGGCUCGGCUUCGACUCAGAUAUAUUCGUGAUCACGACUCUGGCAGAUAUGUACUCGAAGUGUGGGACGAUGGACAAUGCUCGUGAGGUGUUUGACAGGAGUCCAAAGAAGAGCUCGGUGCUAUACAACACGCUGAUACUUGGAUAUGCACAGAACGGUCAAGGUAGGCUGGCUCUCGAGUUAUUUUGCUACAUGUUGUCGUCUAAGGAUUGCUUACCUGUUCGAUCUACAUUCCUCGCGGUACUCAAGGCCUGCACCGUUCUUGCUGACAAAGAAGCUGAAGGCAUUCUCGGUGGCAAGGUCAGGAAAGUGGCUUCGCUCGAGAUUGGGAUGGCUAUCCACGUACAGGCUUGGAGAAGCAGGCUUGAGCUGGACCUUUGCGUCGCAAGCUCUCUAGUCGACAUGUACUGCAAGUGCCGGAGCCUGGGCGAUGCGAGAAGGGUGUUUGACAGGAUGAAGAUCCACGACACUGUGUCGUGGAAUUCGCUCAUUCUCGGGUAUGCACAGAAUGGAGACGGUAAGACGGCGCUGAAACUAUUCGAGACGAUGCUCGCGGAAGGCUGCGUGCCCGUUCGCUCGAGCUUCCUAGCGGCACUCGAAGCAUGCAGUGCUUUCUCCGAGGAAGAAGAGUGCCAGUUCGUCAAUGGAAAGGUGGCGAAGGUGGUCUCUCUGGAAACGGCUAUGGCUAUACACUCUCGAGUAGACGCCGAGGCAGCAAAACAUGGCGUGGAUAUCAUGGUGGCCAACACGCUGAUCGACGUCUAUGCGAAGUGUGGCAGCAUGACUGACGCUCAAAGAGUCUUCGACGGUAUGAAGCACCGCAAUCUGGUCUCUUGGACAGUUCUAAUGUUUGGUUAUGCGCAGAACGACAGGGCCAAGAUGGUCUUGGAGCUCUUCUCGCAAAUGCGGUACUUCGAAGAAUGGAUUCCAAGCUCCCAGGCUUUCGUAGCAGUGAUCCAGGCAGCAGCGGACAUGGCAGCCUUGGCAGCUGGAAAAAGAAUCCACGGUGACGUUUGUAGGCUGGGACUGGAGCUGGAAGCUCACAUACAAAGCAGCCUGGUGGAUCUCUACGGGAAGUGUGGCAGCACAGUCGGCUCUCAGGUGGUUUUCGACUCGGCUUCGUCGAGAGGGAUCGAGAUGUGGAGUGCAGUCAUGGCAGGACACAGCCGGCAGGGAGAUCAUUCAAGAGUUUUCGAGCUCUUCAAGGGGAUGGUGCGAGCAGGAGUUCGUCCAAACGCCAUCACUUUCCUGUCGCUGCAAAUCGCUUGCAGCCGAGCCGGGCUGGUGGACAAGGCCCGAGAGAUUUUCUUGGAGAUGCAGAGCUCAAAGUUUGGGAUCCGGCCAGGGAUUGAGCACUACAACUGCUUGAUCGAUUUGCUGGGGCGCGCCAACCAGAUCGACAAGGCGGUGGAGGUGGUGGAGAGCAUGCCGGUGAAGGCCACGGCGGUGACUUGGAUGACAGUGCUGGGUGCGUGCCAGAAGUGGAAGAACUCGGAGAUUGGGAAGAGGGCGUUUGAUGCAGUGAUGAGGCUGGAUCGCGAGAAAGAGCAUCACACGGCGGCCUACGUUCUCUUGGCUGAGAUCUUCGAAGCAAACUAA
Molecule: messenger RNA, 2118 nt
Organism: Selaginella moellendorffii
Lineage: Eukaryota; Viridiplantae; Streptophyta; Lycopodiopsida; Selaginellales; Selaginellaceae
Product: pentatricopeptide repeat-containing protein At1g11290, chloroplastic-like
Exons: 1
Coding region: 1-2118 (705 amino acids)
Biological process (GO): RNA modification
Molecular function (GO): RNA binding; protein binding
Source: RefSeq, a predicted model, not a curated record